CUUCUGGGGCACUCGGCCGCUCACCCACCAGCACAGAUUGCACCGCUUAAGCAAGGCUUUGAGCUGCCUCCUCACAUCUCUCUCUUGCUCGCGCUCUCUCUCUCUUUCACUUUUGUUCCUGCUUGUCCCUUGGAGACAAUCCCAAGCUAGCAGCAGCCCAGAAAGCUGCAGAGGCAUCAGACCCGCUGGGGACGGUGGCUCCUGCAGCCCGUGCUGCCCAGCCUGCCUUGCCACUGGAGAGACCAGGACAAACUGUUGCCUAUGGACGCCAGCAUACAGAAACCGCUCCUGGGAGCGCCUGACUCAGCCUAUCAGACCUUCCCGCAGAGGAAUGCCCACCAGCUGGACCGGGAAUACAUCAGAACCCUUCAAAACAAGCGGCUCUUUCUAGCAGCUUUCGCUGCAGUCCUGGGGAACUUCAAUUUCGGGUACGCACUGGUUUACACAUCCCCUGUGAUCCCUGCCUUGGAAACAUCCAACAUUCCCACCUUGAAAAUCACCCGGGUGGAGGAAUCCUGGUUUGGGUCCGUGUUCACGCUGGGCGCUGCCGCAGGGGGUCUCAGCGCCAUGCUCCUGAAUGACCGCCUGGGUCGGAAGCUGAGCAUCAUGUUCUCAGCCAUCCCUUCUGCUGUCGGAUACGCCUUCAUGGGCAGUGCCCAGGGAGUCUGGAUGCUGCUGCUGGGGCGACUGCUGACGGGCUUCGCAGGCGGCGUGACGGCGGCAUCCAUACCGGUCUAUAUCUCUGAGAUCUCCCACCCUGGGGUCAGAGGAACUUUGGGCGCCUGCCCUCAGAUCAUGGCUGUCCUUGGCUCCCUCGUCCUCUAUGCCCUGGGCCUGAAGCUCUCCUGGCGCUGGCUGGCCGUGGCUGGGGAAGUGCCUGUUCUCACUAUGAUCAUCCUGCUCUGCUUCAUGCCCAACUCACCCCGUUUCCUCAUCUCGAAGGGGAAGGACGACGAGGCAGUCAGGGUGCUGCGCUGGCUCCGGGGACAGAACACGGAUUUCCACCGGGAAUUUGAGCAAAUCAAAGAAAGCGUGAGGCAACAGAGCAGACGGAUUUCCUGCGCGGAGAUCAAGGACCCGUUCAUUUACAAACCAAUCCUGAUCGCGGUGCUAAUGAGGUUCCUGCAGCAGCUCUCGGGCGUCACCCCCAUCCUGGUGUAUUUGCAGUCGAUAUUUCAGAGCACAGCUGUGAUAUUGAAGCCGGAGUACGAUGCAGCUAUCGUAGGGGGAGUUCGCUUGGUGUCUGUGCUCAUCGCCGCUUUCUCUAUGGACAAAGCUGGGAGGAAAAUUCUUCUCUUCAUAUCGGCUGGGAUCAUGCUUGCCUCAAACCUGAUCCUGGGGCUCUACAUCCACUACACGUCGCUGCCUUCUCACAACUCUACCACGACCAUCGUUAACGGGACGCUAGUGAGCCCAGAAAGCCUUACUGCAAAACCCUCCGGCUACAUCACCCUCAUCCCCCUGGUGGCUACCAUGCUCUUUAUAAUGGGUUAUGCCAUGGGCUGGGGCCCCAUCACCUGGUUGCUGAUGUCAGAGAUCCUCCCUCUGAAGGCCCGUGGGGUGGCAUCAGGCCUCUGUGUCCUCGUGAGCUGGCUCACGGCCUUUGCGCUGACCAGAUUCUUCCUGCUGGUAGUGCAAGACUUCGGGCUUGAAGUCCCGUUCCUGUUCUUUGCGGUCAUCUGCGCAGGGAACCUCCUCUUCACGGGUUGCUGCGUCCCAGAGACCAAAGGCCGAUCCCUGGAGCAAAUCGAAUCCUACUUCAGGACUGGGCGGAGAUCCCUUAUGAGGAACCAUAUAUGAGAAUCUUUAGGAGCACCACCCUUCAGCUGAGCUUUCAAAACAAAAUCUGACAUGCAAGGGGACAAGAAAAAUUUUGUGCUGCUAGAGGCAGAACCUGGCAUUUUCUCUGUACCGACCAGGCCUACAUACACCGUGCAUGCAGGCUCGUUGGUGACUGUCUAGUUUUGGAUGGAACCAUUGUCCUUGAGAAUCACACACUGGAAUUUCACCUUCUUUUCAUGAGUCACUCAACACUAUUCUAAGGAACCACUGGUCUCUGGACAGAAUGUUAACGACCUGGAAUUUCUAUCUGUGCGGCUAAUUUUAACCUAGAUAGCAAUACCAGCUCCAGCACAGUACUGGAGGUAAAGAGGGCUCCUUAAAGUCAAACAAACAGUCUGUGGACCGGAGAAAACCAGCCGUUUCUUAACACAGCCUGUAAGAGCAAAGCAGCCCAGGGGAAGCAGGGGUUAAAUCAAGAGCUUACAUUGCUGGCCACUGCCCAGGGUGGGUUGGCAAAGGCGCUUUGUGCAGUUGCAACAAUUAAGUGGUUUUGACUCCCA
Molecule: messenger RNA, 2342 nt
Organism: Gopherus evgoodei (Goodes thornscrub tortoise)
Lineage: Eukaryota; Metazoa; Chordata; Testudines; Testudinidae
Gene: SLC2A6
Product: solute carrier family 2 member 6
Exons: 10
Coding region: 262-1800 (512 amino acids)
Biological process (GO): transmembrane transport
Cellular component (GO): membrane
Molecular function (GO): transmembrane transporter activity
Source: RefSeq, a predicted model, not a curated record